Molecule: messenger RNA, 1209 nt
Organism: Ustilago hordei
Lineage: Eukaryota; Fungi; Basidiomycota; Ustilaginomycetes; Ustilaginales; Ustilaginaceae
Exons: 2
Coding region: 1-1209 (402 amino acids)
Biological process (GO): mRNA 3'-end processing
Cellular component (GO): mRNA cleavage and polyadenylation specificity factor complex
Molecular function (GO): mRNA binding
Source: RefSeq, a predicted model, not a curated record
AUGGCGGGUCCACAAAGAGGUUCGCGCGUCGUCUUCGUCGGAAACAUCCCGUACGACAUGUCCGAGGAGCAGCUUACCGAUGUUUUCAGAGAGGUUGGAAAAGUUGUCGGUUUCCGUCUCGUCAAUGAUCGAGAGACGGGCAAGUUCAAAGGAUAUGGAUUCUGCGAAUUUGAGGACCCCGAGACAGCCGCAUCAGCAGUGCGAAACCUGAACGAAGUCGAAGUUGGAGGUCGUGCGCUCCGCAUCUCGUUCGCCGACAUUGACCCACUCAUGGAAGGACGAUCUACACAACACGGUCAAUUUGAUCAGGAAGAUCUUCGCAGGAGAGCAGCAGCCGUUGGACGUGCCGGCAGACCGGGAACCUUUGGUCAUGGUGGCGCAAACAGGGGCGGAGGUCAAGCUGGAGGUGGAUGGCAGCAGCGUGGUCCUGCAGACAACGGCUUUGGGCAAAGGCAAUUUGGUGGUCAGGCCUACGGUGGCCAGGGUGGUCCUCAGAUGGGCGGACCUGCAGGCGGUGCGUACGGUGCGCCAGGAGCUGGGCCAAUGGGUGCUGGCGGUGGACCGGUCAAACUUCCACCAAAUCUUCCCACCGGCGUGCCACUUCCUCCUGGCGUCGGCUCGACGGAUGCUAUCACACAGACGCUCGCGACGCUGCCACCCAACCAACUGCUUGACAUCAUGAGCCAGAUGAAGUCGCUUGUUGCUACUUCGCCCGAUCAAGCGCGCGCUUUGCUAUCGGGCCACCCGCAAUUAGCCUAUGCCCUCUUCCAGGCCAUGCUCAUGAUGAACGUGGUCGACCCUGAGAUACUGCAGCGCAUCCUCGCUGCUUCUGGAGCCAUGCCUGGUGGUGGCGCCCCCGCCCCCGCCCCCGCCCCCGCCGCUGUUCCACCACACAUGCAACAGUCCGGCGCCAACAAUGGAGGCUCUGCGACACCUCCUCAGCACUACGGCGGUCCAUCUCCGGGAGGUGCUUAUCCUCCCAGCGCACGACCACCUCCUGCACCCUAUGGACAGCAAGGGUACGGCGGUCAACCUCAAGGAGCCCCGGCCAACGACCCAGCAGCAGCACUCGCGGGACAGAACCUGCCCGAGGAGCAAAAGGCGCUCCUUAUGCAGGUUCUUCAACUCACACCCGAUCAGAUCAAUGCGCUCCCGCCCGAUCAGAAAGCCAGCAUUCUCCAGCUCAAGGCCCAAUUUGGGCAAGCUUGA